This is a messenger RNA of Corvus hawaiiensis (hawaiian crow), 7232 nucleotides long. RefSeq names its product potassium voltage-gated channel interacting protein 2 (gene KCNIP2). Bases 4344 to 5147 code for a protein of 267 amino acids. Gene Ontology annotation, molecular function: potassium channel regulator activity; calcium ion binding. The transcript has 9 exons. The record is from RefSeq and is a predicted model, not a curated record. NCBI's taxonomy places the organism in Eukaryota, Metazoa, Chordata, Aves, Passeriformes, Corvidae. Gene Ontology annotation, cellular component: voltage-gated potassium channel complex. Gene Ontology annotation, biological process: regulation of potassium ion transmembrane transport.
AUCAGGGGGAUCUCUCCCUCUGACCCUGUGAACCUGAUCGAAGGACACAAAAGAUGGGUGGAAGUUUUCAUUACUGCUUAACUGCUUGCUACGUCCCUGUGCUCCAGCAGCAGAUGCACUCCUAGGUGGAUCAUACCAGGAGGGAAACGGAGGCAGGAGCUGAGCUAACUGACAGACACCCUGCCUUGUGAGUGCCAGGGGAGGGCAUGCUGACUGUGCCCAGGGUGGAUUCCCCCUCCCCAGUUCUGCUGGUGAUUUGGAGGUGCCUCCCCCAGAUGCUGCUUUACCCCUUCCCAGUGCUUUUGCUUCCCCAUGUAGCUGCCCGAAGCUUUGUGCCAAAACCGGUGGCAUUGAUUGCAGCUGUUCUGCACCUCCCAGGUGCAGUGGGAAGAGUGGAGACAGAAAGCCCCCAGCCCCUACAGCAACCCUGCUGAGGGGCUCAGGACAAGGCAGGGGCUGCUCCUUGCCUUGUGUGGCUCCUCUGUUUCCUGGGGCACACUCCUUGUCCACCUGCAAUUGACUUUUCCCUAGCAUGGGCCAGAGUGGGACAUCAGAGAUGGGGCAUCCUGUGUCCACCCUUGUCCCGGUCAUCUGUCACCCCUCCAGAAGGAACAGGGGCAUGCCUGUCCCCCUCCACCCACACUCUCUUGCUGAGGAGCUGCAGUUCCCUCUGGCUUGGCUGGAGAUGUGCCCCAGCUGUGAGGGUGGGAAUAGGAUCCAGGUGCCCUGGAUUGCCAGCAAUUACUCCCAUUGCCUAAAGUGGCCCAGAGGAGAGGGAAACAUGUCACUUGAGGGGCAGAAACUGGCUGAGGUUAAGCUGAGCCCUGGGCACUGUAUGAGGAGUCCUGUGUGUGAAUGACAGUGGUUUGGGAUGGGGGUGAGUUGCUGUUGCAUAGGUUACUUCCCCUCUUGACUCGAGAGGCAGCAGGUAGGAUUUUGCUCUCCAGGGAAGGUCCCAGACAGUGUCUGGGGCUGGAAAAUAGUGUGCCCCUCCAGGGGUUGUUUACAAGCCGUGGCUCGGUCAACAGUGACAGCCCAGAGACCGCAAAGAGCCUGAAACCAAAUGCUAAUGGCUCGGGUCUGCUAAUGGACACCAGGCUCUGCCACCUGCUCCGGAGCCAUCGAUGCUGCCGGCCGUGCUUCCCCUGUCCCGGCUGCUGGCCCAUGCUCUCCCUGCCCCAUCCCUGCUGGUCCCCUGCCGUGGCUGUUUGUCUGCACAGGCUGUGCUGGUUGUAUCCCGUGGAUAGAUUGUGCUGGGAGGUGUUGUGCCACCACAGUGAUGGACUGGGAAUGGAGCAGCUCCAGAGGGGACCAAGCCAAUCUCUCUAAGCCUGGGGAAUGGUUCAGUGGGAGCAUCUUGCAACAAGAUCCUGGGGCAAUGCCAGGCUUGCUGCAUUCCCAAACUCAGCUGGAUGAGGCCCCAAGCACCCCAUCCUUCAUUUGGAGCUGGCACUUUGCUGAGAAAGGGCUUGGACAGAAGUGCUGACUGUCUGCGACCCCUUGUCCUGUCUGCUUGGCACUGUACCCCCUUGGAUCCUGCCACAGGCUUGGUGGCACAGGCACAGCCAUCGCCUGGCAGCAGCAAUGGAGCAUCUCCCAUGAGUGCACUGUGCUCCAGGAUCUUCAGGGUGAUCAGUGCUGGAACUGACAUUGUUUACCAGCUGGAUAAUCAAUGAUGGACUGUGUCACCCCACCUCUGCCCUGUGCCAUUGUGCCUGUCCCCAGCCCUGAACAUCUCUUGGCAGACCCAUGUAGGAGGCUCUCAGACCCCUGCCGAGAGCCUGCUUUGGCCAAGUGCUCAGGAUGGGGCAGGUGGAGAGAAACACUAUCAAUUUUGCCUCUUGAAGUGCAGCAUCAAUAAUUCAGCGCAGAGCAAUCGGUCCUGGCUGGGAGGAGGGAUGGCAGGAGGGAGAAGGCGGGAGAGCCACCCGCGUAGCCCAGCCACAGAUUAAUAUUAAAUGAAGUUGCAGAUUGCUGUCGGCAGGAUAAUUGGUGCCUGCCCGGGGCUGUUCCUGCCUUGGCUGUUCAGGGUACGUGCUGGAGGGUAGGCAGGAUUGGGGGUGUCUUGGAGAGCCCCCAACAUGGGGUGUGCUGGCCUCUGCCUUCCCUGGAGGCUGCUGCCGCAGAGCUCAGGAUACGGAGAGAGAAGCAGGGCUGGGAGGGUGCCAAACCCUUCCAGAAUCUGGGGAGAAACAGGAGGGAGCAGCAUCAUGCCUGGGUGCCACUGGCACCCCAGACGGUGCCAGGAGGGUGGUGGCAAUGAGCAGUAUGGACACCUCCUCAUGGCUGGCUCAGGGUGAGGGUCCCUCUGGAGAGGGGAGAAAGCAAGCAUCCCCAAGGUGCUGGUGAGAGCAAAGUCCCGUGCCAAGCCCUGAUUCCUCCUGCUUUCCAGGAACCUCUUUGGCAGGAGUGCUGCAUCUUGGCUGCAGGAGGGACUGGCCCUUGGGGUGUGAUGCUUUGGUGCCUGGGCUCAGGGCAUCAUCCAGCCUGGUGGGUUUGACAGACCCCAGAGGUCAAGGUGAGCUUGCUGCAGGGGGGUAGAUCUUGGAGCAUCGAAAUCUAGCCCAGAACAGCUGCAGACACUCCAGGCUGAAGUUUGGGGUUCCCUGGGCUGGGCUGCACCAGAGAUUUCCCCGUAUGCAGUGGAUUUAACCCUUGCCUUUCCAAGGCCUAGCAGGUUUGCCAGGCUCUAGGGCUGGGCAGGAUGUGUUGGCUCUCCCGGCAGCCCUGAGCUCCCCAAGGUCCACAGCACCUGUAGUGCACCCUGUGCCUCUGCUGCUGCAUGGUGACACGUCCUGCUCAGCCCAGCCAGAGCUAAUUAGCUUGUUGAAUCUCUUCUCCCUCCGGCCUUGUGUUAAUCACUUUUCACACUGCUUCCUUCCUGAUUCCCUCUGGCCUGAUUUGCUCUUACUGUUGCUGAUGUGCCUGGAGAGGGGAGCAAGGGGACCCAGCUGAACAUGGAGCAGGGCCCCCACUGUGUCCCAGGAUGGGCUCUGAGCCAGCAGAUGGAGGGGCAGGAGACCACUCAGCCACAGGGAAGUGAGAAAAUCACAGGCUGGAGAAAAAGCAAGAGAUCUAGAGAGCAAAGGAGCCCAUUGGGACAGCCCUUCUUUAUAGCCCUGCUCUGUUGGGGGAGGGUGAAACCUUCAAGUGCAGUGGGAGAAGCUGGCACUCUCUAGUGCAGGGUUGUGUUAGGCUGCAGGGUGCUGUGGGAGCUCAGUGGGGUCUCCUUCACCUCUCCCCUGUGAGGGGCAGGACUAGACCCCAGGACUGGGCACAGGUGGGAAUACAAGUGCCCUGGACUGGGCUCUAGGUAGUAUGGAGUCCAUGGUCCCUGGAGCGCAGGUAGUAGGACAUCUGAUGUGCCAUCCAUGCUUGGCUGCAGCAUCCCCUCCCAGGGAUACAGGAGAAUGUCUCAUUCCCCCAUGGGUGCCUGCCCUGGGGCUUGUUGUACUGCUGGGGCAGGAGGUGGCCUCGUCAGAAGCAGCUUUUAGGUGAGAGGUGCAUAGACAGCUGCCAGAAAGAGACUUUCUAAUAACCACUGUUGCCAGGCUGGAAUCUGUCCUGCUGCCCUCAAAGCAGGACUUUGGGUGGGCUGUGGGGAGCACCCACCCUGGCUGUCCCUGACGUGCUGCCCUCCCUCCAGGCAGCACCCUGUGGGGCACGUUUGCACCCUGUGGAGCACAUUUCUCUCCAGCAGCAAGCAAGGUACCCAGGGCUGGCAGCCCCCAGCCGUGGCUGUGACUGACUUGCUGGUGCAGAGAUGCAGAGGAAGAGGGAAGAGAUGAGGGCUGCAGAUGUCUGUGGAGGUGAUCAGCAGACAAGGCUGAGCUCCAAGGCAGGGAACUCCUGCCAUGAAAGGUGGGGACACUGUUGGGGGGAAGGUUUGGUGGUUUGUGAUGUGGCAGAGGGGAUUUCCUGGGCAGAGCUGGUCCCUGGGCUGGUGGCAGCAGUAUCCCUGUAGUGUGUGAUGAGCUCGAGGGUCCCUGCAGACUGCUCAGCUCCAGUGCCACCACAAGCUGCUGUUGGGGUGGAAGUCAUUGCAGCUGAUCCUCCUCCACCUCCACGCACCCACUGGUGCUAGUUCUGCACCCCUUUGUGGGUGCCUGUGCCAGGCUGCGUAGUGCAGGCGUGCCCUGGGGGAGACCUGACCCCUAAGUCCCUUGGGAAGUUCCGUGGACUCUCCUUCUCUGCAGCCUGGGUGUCCCGAGGGACCACAGUGGGUGCCAGGUCAGGAAGAGGGAGGGCCAAGGCAGGUCUCUCCUCCCCUGCCCUCCCCUCUCCUGCGUUGCUGGGUCUGUUGCUGCCAGAGCAGCUGCCGGCUGGGGCUGCGUGUCUGGGGGAUGGCGGCUGAGGCACCCUGGGACCUGCAGGGGCUGCAAACGGUGGGCAUCAUCCUGCUGCUCUGCUCCAGCCUCAAGAUACUCCAUGCCCUGGGCAUCAUCGACCUGACCAGGGGAGGCAACCCGCCAGUCCAAACUAAAAAAGCGCUGAAGCAGCGAUUCCUCAAACUGCUGCCCUGCUGCCGGCCCAAAUCCAUCCCCUCGCUCAGUGAAAACAGUGUUGAGGACGAGUUUGAACUCUCCACCGUCUGCCACCGCCCCGAGGGGCUGGAGCAGCUCCAGGAACAGACCAAGUUCACCCGCAAAGAGCUGCAGGUCCUGUACCGAGGCUUCAAGAAUGAGUGCCCGAGCGGCAUUGUCAACGAAGAAAACUUCAAACAGAUCUAUUCACAGUUCUUCCCUCAAGGAGACUCCAGCACCUAUGCCACCUUCCUCUUCAACGCCUUUGACACCGACCACGAUGGCUCCGUCAGCUUCGAGGACUUUGUGUCUGGGCUGUCCACCAUCCUGCGGGGCACCAUUGAUGAUCGCCUGAACUGGGCUUUCAACCUCUAUGACCUGAACAAAGAUGGCUGCAUCACCAAAGAGGAAAUGCUGGACAUCAUGAAGUCCAUCUACGACAUGAUGGGCAAAUACACCUACCCGGCCAUGCGGGAGGAAGCACCCCGGGAGCAUGUGGAGAACUUCUUCCAGAAAAUGGACCGGAAUAAGGACGGCGUGGUGACAAUUGAGGAGUUCCUGGAGUCCUGCCAGAAGGAUGAGAACAUCAUGCGAUCCAUGCAGCUCUUUGACAGCGUGAUUUAGCUCCCAGACCUGCCUCCAGACGAGCUCUCCUGACACUGGGCCCAGAACCUUCUUCUCUCUCUCGACUUUUCCUUUGAGACUCCCCUCCUCUGGCUGCACAGACACCCCCAUGGAAAGGGGCCUUCCUUCCCUGAGAUGCAGUCAGUGCCGAAAUCUUCCCUUUCCCCUGGCCCAGCUCUGCUUUCCUCGGGGGAUCCCAAGCAGGUGCUCCCUGAUGUUGGAGCACGGGCAUGGCUGGCACAGGAUGAGCAUUUCACCUGGAUGGACCUCCCUGCAUCUAAUCCUGAUGGAAAAGAUGCAGCCUUGGGCUGCAAUAGAGGUUUUCCCCGUGCACACCACCCUGUGCAGCCACAGCUCCCCUACCCUGAUCCUCCCCAGCCUCAGGAGCCCCCAGUCCUGGCUCCAGCCUGAACCCUCCAGCGACACUAUCUAGAAACCAAUAAAGUCUUGGAAUGGGCACCAGUGCCUCGGCUUCCUCCCCUGCCCUGGCUGUGCCCUGCUGUGGGGAGCGUGUCCGGUGUGUCCACUGUGAGCCACCAGCCACCCUCCUUGUCCUGACACUGGGCCGGUGGGUGGGCAGAGGGGCCGUGCCUGGAAAAGGCAGCCAUGUGAGCCCUUGGGGUUCAUUGCUGCAUGAGCUAUGGGGCAGCAUGCCUGACCCCAGGGAUCCCAGUUAGAGUUAGGAGGCUUGCCCUGACAGGGGGAGAGGGGAGGCUAAAGGGACCCCGAGGUGACUUCUUGUAGCACUUGUCCCCCAGGAUGGAGGAUGCAAGCCUGGGAGAGCUGCAACCUCAGACCCUGUCCCUCAGGUUUGGGGUGCUGGCACAGAGGGACCCCAGGGAUCCACUUGGAGGCUCUGGUGGAGAGACACCCUUUCCAACACUUCCCGAGGACAUGACAGCCAGGGUGUGGGGACACGUAGAAGAGGGAGAUGGGCUGGUGCCUGGUGGCCAUUCUGCCCCCAUAGGGCUCACAGUCGUGUUCCUGGCAUCAUUUGCUGCUGACCUUGCCCUGCUCCUGUGCCCUGGCCCAUCCCAGCCCACCUGCUGCCCAGAGGACUGGGGAAUGAGCAACGAGGCAGAGAGGUGUUCCCACAGGCACUGUGCUAGUGACAUGGCUGAGCUAGCAUCUCCUAGAGGAGAAAGUCGAGGCUGGGGUUAGACAGGAGUCGCUGCCAUGCUGCUGGCAGGCUGGAGGGUCACCUUGGGGCAGGGGGCUCAUCUCCUUUCCCCAGCAUGGCCAUAUGUGAGCCUGCUUGGGGACCUUGGGGAUGGGGACCCUGGGUGUCUUUGUCACCACCAGCUCCUUGGAGCCAGGUGUGUGCAGGCAGGCCUGUCCUGCUCACAUACCACUCCAAGUCACAGCUGGGAGAGUGAUGCCCAGGGGCUAAUGAUCCCAUGCCAACACCAAAGGCCCCUCACAGGCACUGGGAAUGUACCCAGCCCUGGCAGCCCCCAGCUAUGGCUCCACUCUUCUGUAUCCUUGGCCAGAGGUGGUUUGGGCUGGCCUGAGCUGCAAUGUCUGGGAUCAGCACCCAUGCUGGGCCAGACCCAGGCUGAGCCCCUGGCGUUGGAGACAUUGGAAUUUAACCCCUUGGGCUCUGAGCCAAAGCUACAGGGCUGCUUCCCAGGGGGACCGUCCCUGUCCCAGCCCUUGCAGAUAUGAUGUGUUUUUUAGGCUCAUGCGACACACUAUUCAUCUCGCAGACAUGAUGUGUUUUUUAGGUUCAUUCAACACACUGUUCAUCUCACAGACCUGUUCCUGGGUUUGCUGUGGGGCUGAGCUCCCACUUGCAUUCUCCUAAGGGUGGAAGGGCCUUACUCGUCCAUCUCUUCGGCCCUGUUCUCCCUCCUCCCAGGCUCCCUGGGGUACCCACUGUCCCCUGCCACGUGGAGCACAUGCCGCCUCCCCCCUCACGCUGUAGGUCGCAUGGUGUGACCCCCUGACCUGGGGCAUGGUGACCCACAACCUGCUUGGCAUCUCCAGUCUGUAUAUUUUGUAUUAUAACAAUUAUAUGAGUUAAAAAACAAAACAAAACAAAAAAAUCAACAAAAAACCAAUAAAAUCUAACCACAAUGCUAUGCA